This is a messenger RNA of Acyrthosiphon pisum (pea aphid), 2385 nucleotides long. Its product is annotated as zinc finger MYM-type protein 1-like. The transcript is spliced from 5 exons. The record is from RefSeq and is a predicted model, not a curated record. NCBI's taxonomy places the organism in Eukaryota, Metazoa, Arthropoda, Insecta, Hemiptera, Aphididae. Gene Ontology annotation, molecular function: protein dimerization activity. The coding region runs from base 1 to 2385 and encodes 794 amino acids.
AUGGAUUCUUUUAAUGAUGUUAAGAAGAGACAACACCAAAUACAUACAUUCUUUCAAAAAAAACUGAAAGUGGAAAGUGAGAAAAACAGUGACGUCCAAGUUACACAAAGUUACAAUGAUUCUAAUUCAAAAGAUUUAUUUACUCAGUCUGAUGUGUCAGUAAAUGAUAUAACCAUUGAUUGUGAAAAUAUAGCAAAUAAUCAAUGUAAUACGUCAAAUAUUACUAGUACCAGUGAAGGUGAUGUUUUAGUGACGAUGACUGGUUCAGAUAUUGGUUUAAUUAUUGGUCGACCUCGCCAUCAGAUAAAUGAUACUGAGAAGUUUGAGUUCUUGUGUAAUUUGUCGCGUCCAAGUCCCGAUUAUAAGUAUCCUGCUAGUGGUUCAAGAAAUCUGAAGUUUCAAAAUAAAUGGUUUUAUAACUGGAAAUGGUUAUCUUAUUCAAAGUCUCUAGAUGGUGCCUUUUGUGUAUAUUGUGUAUUAUUUGGUACUGAUGAAGUAAAAUAUCAAAAGCUUGGAAAAUUGGUUUGUGAAAAAUAUAAUAGUUGGAAUUGUGCAGUUGAGAAGUUUAAUAAACAUCAAAAUUCUGUUGCUGUUCAACUUGACACAAAGUUUAAACUUGAGAUUGAAGAAAAUAGAUUAUUUAUCCAACCAAUAAUUGAAACUAUUUUAGUAUGCGGGCGGCAACAAGGACUAGCACUGCGAGGUCAUAAGGAUUAUGGUCCUAUUCAAUUUGAAACUCCUUUCCCUACAGAAAAUGAUGGAAAUUUCCGAGCAUUACUUAGGUAUCGUGUAAAUGGAGGAGAUCAGAUAUUUCGACAGCGCUUACAAAAUUGUCCACGAAAUGCUACAUACACGAGUUCAGGAAUUCAAAAUCAAAUAAUUGAUAUAAUUGGUUCUAUCAUUAUUAAGAAACUUGUAAAUAAAAUUAACCAAGCAAAAUGUUUUACUGUUUUAGCUGAUGAAACAUGUGACAUUUCUGGGAUUGAACAAUUCAGCCUUUGUGUUCGAUAUUAUGAAAGUGAUACUGGCACCAAUAAAAUGAGAGAAGAUUUUCUCAAAUUUGUGCCUGUUAUUGAUGUUACAGGCAAUGGUUUGGCAGAAGUUUUGAUCGACAGCUUAAAAAAUAUUGGUUUAGACUUAAAUUUUUUACGUGGGCAAGGCUAUGAUGGGGCCUCUGCUAUGCGUGGCCAUUUUAAUGGCGUACAAGCAGUUGUAAGGCGGUCAUAUCCAUUAGCCUUAUACUCUCAUUGUAGUUCACAUUCAUUGAAUUUAGCAAUAUCAGAUGCUUGUAACAUAAAAUCAAUCCGGAACGCCACAGGUACAUUACAGGCUAUUUAUGUAUUUUUUAAAACACCUAAAAGACAAAAUGUAUUGAGAAAAAUUAUUGACGAAAUUGCACCAGAGAACAAGAAAAAAAAACUAAAAGAUUUAUGUCCCACUAGAUGGGUGGAACGACACGAAUCAGUGAUGGUGUUUUUAGAACUAUUUGACUCAGUUGUUGAAGCUUUAGAAGAAAUUUCCAAUUGGGUAGAUAGAGAAACAUCAUCAAAAAGUAAUAAUUUGUUGUGUUCCAUAAAAAAUGGAGAGUUUUUAUUAACCGUUCAUAUUCUCGCAAAAGCACUUUCAAUUAGCUUGCCUUUAAGUCGUCAGUUACAAACAGAAAAUUUGGACUUGGUUAAGGCUAUGGAUUUAGCUGAAGAUGUGUCUCAAGCAGUAAUGGAGUUAAGAAAAAAAGCUGAAGCAGAGUUUAAAGAAAUUUAUACUGAAGUAAACAGAAAAUGCGAAACCUUGGGAGUUGCAAUCACCAUACCUAGACUUACAAAGAAUCAAAAACAUAAAUCAAACUUUACCACCAACUCCAGUGAAGAAUAUUUUAGGUUAUCUAUAUAUAUUCCAUUUUUGGACAGUUUUUCAAACCAAUUAAGAGAAAGAUUUUUAGCUCAUAAAUCACUUGUUAAAAAUUUUUCUUGUUUACUGAGUGUUCAAGAUGAUGAUGAAGAAAAUUUUGUUGAACUUAUAAAAAUAUAUGCAGAGGAUAUUGUAGUUGAUGAAAAAAGUGCAAAGGGUGAAUUUUUGGUUUGGAAGCAACAGAUUAAAAAGUCCACUCCAAAACAUGUAAUAGAUGCUUUGCAUAACUAUAAUUCUAUUAUUUUUCCUACAAUUCACAGGCUGUUGGUUAUCUUAGCAACAUUUCCUGUCACUACAUCUACGAGUGAACGUUCCUUUUCAACUCUCCGUAGACUUAAAACUUAUUUAAGAAAUACCGUUGGAGAAAACAGGCUGAAUGGUCUAGCUUUAAUGAAUAUUCAUAGAGAUAUACCUAUAUCUACGGCAGAGGUUAUUGAUGAACUUGCACUCCAAUCCCGCCGCUUAAAAUUCGCCUAG